AUGGCACAUGGGAACCAUGAACAUGGUGAUGAGAUAUUUUUAGGCCUCCUGCUUUGUGCCAAGACAAAGGUUGCCAAAGUUCGACUUGCAUCUUAUUUUGCUGAAGGUGCUAUAAAUGCUGCAAAGAAAAGGGAUAAAUCAGAGUUCAGUGAAGAGCGAAAAAUUUCAAAAUUUUAUCGAGCCUUAGUGACUGGCAUACUUGAUGAUGAUGAGGUUGUGGUUACGCAACCCAUAGGGUUAGUUCAUUAUCCUGGAGUUGCAGAGGGACUUUAUGCGGCAUGUUCCUCAGGAAAGCCAGCAAUGAGCAAAGUAUGUGUUCUUGAGAGACUUGCACACCAAAAUCACACACUGGUCCAGGUUAUGAGAGACCUUUGCAACCUGUUCCUGGAGACUGCGGGUAUCACCUACAUGCACAUUGGCUGGUUCUUUGCCACCCAACAACCAAUAAGGUGA
Molecule: messenger RNA, 453 nt
Organism: Miscanthus lutarioriparius
Lineage: Eukaryota; Viridiplantae; Streptophyta; Magnoliopsida; Poales; Poaceae
Source: the annotation of a GenBank genome assembly